Messenger RNA from Quercus lobata, 966 nucleotides. RefSeq lists its product as uncharacterized. The transcript is spliced from 2 exons. The coding region runs from base 1 to 966 and encodes 321 amino acids. The record is from RefSeq and is a predicted model, not a curated record. Lineage: Eukaryota; Viridiplantae; Streptophyta; Magnoliopsida; Fagales; Fagaceae.
AUGUAUAACGAUCAAACAGACCCUGUGGAGCAUGUAAGCUACUUCAAUCAGAGAAUAGCUGUGCACUCCAAAAAUGAGACUUUAAUGUGUAAAUUAUUCCCAUCUAGUUUGGGACCUGUGGUGAUGAGGUGGUUUGAUGGCCUAGGGGCAGAUUCCAUUGAUUCCUUUAAAGAGCUCACCUGGACAUUUGGAUCUCGUUUUAUCACAUGCAGUAGGGUUCCUUGGCCCUUUGAUUCCCUAUUGUCCAUGUCCAUGCGAGAAGGGAAGACACUGAAAACGUACUCGGACAAAUACUGGGAGAUGUUUAAUGAGAUCGAUGGGGACUUUGACGAUGUGGCUAUAAGGACUUUUAAGGUUGGCUUGCCUACCAAGCAUGAUUUGAGAAAGUCCUUGACCAAGAAGCUGGUAAGGAGUGUGCAUCAGCUUAUGGAUCGUAUUGACGAAUACAAGCGGGUUGAGAAAGACCAGCAGCAAGGGAAGGGAACGGCUAAAGUUAUCCCUCAAGACAAAAGGGAUUUUAGGUCGGAUAGAUACAAUAAUAGUAGGCCUCGAAGGGAUUUUGUUGGGCAAUCUGGGUCUACGGCUCCUAAUGUGGUUAACAUGGUGUUCCGAGAGCUAGUGUAUCAAGUUUUGGAGAAGAUCAAGAACGAGCCAUAUUUCAAAUGGCCAAAAAAGAUGGGAGGAGACCUCAUGAGAGAUGGAAGGUUACAACAAUUUUUGUAUCAGCCCAAUGGGCAUGAAGACAAAGCAGGGUCAAGGGUCCAAGGGAACACUUCUUCAAGGCCCUCUUUGGGUACAAUUAAUGUCAUCUUUAUUGCUCCUAGGAGAACUGGCUCGCAAUCCUCCAGGAUGAUGUCUGUAACUCGGCCACCCACCGAGAACUCUAAUCCUGAGUUGAAGAGGGCUAGAGUGGAGGUCCGAUCGGCAUUGAGCUUUUCGGAUGAGGACAAGGUUGGAACCAUAUAG